AUGGCUAAUAGUAAUUUAAACUUUGUCAAAAGAAAACGGUCUGCAAAUUGGGAUGCAUUAGAAAAGGUAAAGACAUCCAUCAAAUGUACUGGUGGAGGGCCUAAACCUCUUAGCCCUGACCCGGAAACCAUUGACAUUUUGAGCAUGAUUCCACAGGAAUUUGAGACGGAUUUCAAUGUCUUCGACAGUGACAGCAUAACACAUCCAGAGAUUCAAAGUCAGGAGAAGUCCUCGGUUAAUACAAUAACACAAGAGUAUGUUAUCACUCCAGGAGAUAAUAAUGAUAAUGUGCAAGAGAAUAUUACACCACUACCUUUCAAGAUGCAAAAUGAAAAAGAUAGAACGAAACGGAAAUUAUCAUUCAAUCGUAUGAAUGAUAAUAUACACACAACCAAACGUGAGGAUAGAGACUUAACCAGAGAGCGCAAUCAUGUUCUUGUCAGUUGCAUAAAGGAAGAACAUGAUUUAAAAACGAAAAAUAUGAUGGAAGCUCAUAGUUUUAUUAAAGAGGAACAUAAUUUAAAAAUCCAAAAAAUAUUAUUGGAAAAAGAAGAAACGCAGCUUCGUGUUGCAAAACUUAAAUUAGAAAUUUUACUUUUAAAAUCAAAAUUGCCUCAAUAA
Messenger RNA from Parnassius apollo (apollo), 621 nucleotides. Lineage: Eukaryota; Metazoa; Arthropoda; Insecta; Lepidoptera; Papilionidae. The record is from the annotation of a GenBank genome assembly.